AUGGUCCCACUCCCGAACGAGAUAGUAGUAGAAAUUUUCUUCUUCUACAAUCACUCGUACGAUCCUCUACUGGAUUACUCGGACGAACCACCGCCCUGGAAGAUCCUGCCUCAGUCUUGGUACAAUUGCAGGUGGAUCCACCUCAUGCUUGUAUGCCGUCGUUGGCGGGAGAUCGGUCUGUCCACGCGUUCUCUAUGGCGAGCAUCCCGAAUCGGGCGCAAAGUGGAAUGGUUGAGGCUGGUCCUGACCCGUUCCGGGAACCUACCCGUCGACCUACGGUUCGACGAAUCCGCUCCGAUCCUUUUGUACACGCCCCUCCUGGUAUCGCACAUCCAUCGCUUCCGUUCCGUAUUCUUGCAUGAUACGCAGAUGCCACAUGCUUUACCCCUCUUGCAGGCCAUAUUCAACGCCGAUACGUCGCUCCCUCUCCUGUCCGGAAUUGACGUCUCCACGGCGCCUGGUGGGCGGUUGGACUUAUCCCCCACGCGGUUUCCUGCUCUUCGUUCGCUACGCCUCUCCUCCAAGAACAUCCAUUGGACCCCUGCGAUGUUCCAUCAACUACGUCGACUGGACCUCAACGAGUGCACUUACCGGGAUUCUGCCCUCACGAUGAGCCAAAUGAUGGAUGUCCUCGCCGAAUGCGCUGAACUGGAGCAUCUCCGCCUCCGACUCUUCCUUUCGAAACUGCGUCAGCGGCCCACGACAACCAACGACCGUACACCCAUAACCUUUCCCAAAAUGCGCGUCCUGGACAUCUGCGAGACCCCCGCGGUCAUCUCGCGGUUUCUGUCUCGCGUUCAGCUUUCCGCCGACAUCGACGUCGUCGAGAUAACUGGUCGCAUGGCGGAAGCUACUGAAGACCUCUCGGACGCGUUCAUGUCCUUAUUGCCGGCGGACCGAAGCGGACUACCUCUUCUUCGUUCGGUUAGACAUGGGCAGAUCGACUGUUGGAUCGACAGCUGGGCACUGGUAGGGCAAGCAGAACAACGUUCUGGGCCGAAGAUGACGAUAGCGCUCGAAUUCGCACGGAACCCUCGAGAUUCGAUCGCGUUCUACCUCGAAAAUGCGAUGCGAGAAUUUGCGACGAUAUUCGCCGGAGCGCCCCUGACCACGCUUCAUGUGCUGGGCGACCACCAGUACGCCUCCCGUCCAGGCGCCUGGGUGCGGCUCUUUGCUGCGUUCCCAACCAUAGAAUAUCUGGAAAUCGUUGGCAGCGAUAAACCUCUUGCGCUGGUGGGUGCGCUUGGACAGCCGCUGUGGGAGGAAGACUCGGACUCGGACGCGGGAUCGGAGACGGAUUCGACGGACUCCGCAGACGAACCGCUCGUCCUCCCUAACCUCGGCGCCAUGUCUUUGGAAUAUCUUGAAUGGUGUCCAGGCCUGAUCGAGGCGAUGGUGACGGUUUUCCGACGUCGCGUGAACAGAGGGAUGCCGAAGGUGGACUUGGGGUUCCGGCUGGAGACCAGCGACGAGGAUGGUUUUGCGGGCACGAUGAGGGAGUGUUACGAGGAGCUUGAGUCGGUGACAACUGGCCUUGAUGUUGACUUGUAUGGCUCUCUCUAG
Messenger RNA from Dichomitus squalens LYAD-421 SS1, 1563 nucleotides. RefSeq lists its product as uncharacterized. The record is from RefSeq and is a predicted model, not a curated record. Bases 1 to 1563 code for a protein of 520 amino acids. NCBI's taxonomy places the organism in Eukaryota, Fungi, Basidiomycota, Agaricomycetes, Polyporales, Polyporaceae. The transcript has a single exon. Gene Ontology annotation, molecular function: protein binding.